AUGGCGGAAGAGAAGCUGGAAGGGCGCCAUAUUGCCAGGGGGGUGUGUCCCUGUUCCGGCGCCCAUGAAAGGGAAAUCGGGUGCCUGUGGAAUCCCUACAAGGUCCAGCCCGGCGGAGCCGCCCCUCAGGCCCGUCCUUCGGAGCCACCUCAUUCCCCAGGACCCCGGCACACACCACGACAAUGGCGGGCACGUGACCGCUCGCAACUCGCCUUCCACGCGAAUUCCUUACCCGCCGCUUUCAACACUGGCGGCCACAGGCAGCGCGGCCAGAGCGGCCUCCAAGCGCCGGAAGAAGCGGCGCAUCCUGGGAAGGAGCGACGCAUCCUGGGAGCGACGGUGCGUGCUGGGAUGUGUAGUCCGCGGAGCGACCUCGGCCGUAGCGGCCUCUCAGGUCCCUGCAGCAACAAGAGCCGGGGAGUCCAAGCGGCCCUGAGGCCCCGUCCCGAGGACAAAAUGCCCUUCGGCCCCCCGCCCGCACGCCUCGGCCGGGACAGUCCCCAGUCCCGCUGGCCUAGGAAGAACUACAACAUGUCCGCCUCGCCCUUCCCAACGCGCGAGUGCGAUUGGGCUGUGUCAUGUGACUCAGAGCGACGCGUCUGGUUGGCUGCAGCCUGGUUACCGCGGCGACGGAACGACCCGGCUGCCCAGCGUCCAGGCCGGGUCAGCGCCUUCCGGUCCCGCGGGGCCGAAGGGCCGGGGAGGGCAGGAGGCGGCGGCGGCGGCGGCCUCGCUCUCCCUCAGGGGCUGCAGAUGGGAGCCCGGGGCGCUGGAGAAGGCGGCCCCGGACCCGUCCACAACGAGCGGGGCUCUAACUCAGGGGGAGGCUCAAGGCCCGAGCGAGGGGGCGUGGGCACAGACGCAGACCCAGCCCCGCUAACUCGCUUCUGCUCUGAAGAGCGUCUGACCACCCGCGGCAGAAUCUCGGCUCUGGACCUCGUGCACCUGCAUUUCCAGCUGUGGAGCAGUCAGGAAAUCUGUGCUGCACCCCAGCUGUUUCCAGAGAACCCACAGGAAGGGCAGGUGAAGCAGGGGCUGCUGGGGGACUGCUGGUUCCUGUGCGCCUGCGCUGCCCUGCAGAAGAGGCGACACCUCCUGGACCAGGUCAUUCCUCCAGGACAGCCGAGCUGGCACGACCAGACGUACCGUGGCUCCUUCACCUGUCGAGUUUGGCAGUUUGGACAUUGGGUGGAGGUGACCAUAGAUGACCGUCUGCCUUGUCUUGCAGGGAGACUCUGCUUCUCCCGGUGCCAGAGAGAGGAUGUGUUCUGGCUUCCCUUACUGGAAAAGGUCUACGCCAAGGUCUAUGGGUCCUAUGAGCACCUGUGGGCAGGGCAGGUGGCGGAUGCCCUGGUGGACCUAACUGGUGGCCUGGCAGAAAGGUGGAACCUGAAGGACUUAGGCACCAGCGGCCAACAGGAUAGGCACGGCAGCGGGGAGCACAGGACUUGUCGGCAGCUGCUCCGCCUGAAGGACCGGUGUCUGAUCAGCUGCUCGGUGCUCAGCCUCAGAGCAGGUGCCAGGGAGCUGGGAGAGUUUCAUGCCUUCAUUGUUUCUGAUCUGCGGGAGCUCCGAGGUCAGGCUGGCCAGGAUGUCCUGCUGCUGCGGAUUCAGAACCCCUGGGGCCGGCGGUGCUGGCAGGGGCUCUGGAAAGAGGGGGGUGAAGGGUGGAGUCAGGUAGAUCCAGCGGAAGCAUCUGACCUCCUGUCCCAGCUCCAGGAAGGGGAGUUCUGGAUGGAGGAGGAAGAGUUCGUCAGGGAGUUUGAUGAGAUCACCAUUGGCUACCCAGUCACGGAGGCCGGUCACCUGCAGAGCCUCUACACAGAAAAGGUGCUGUGCCACGUGCAGGCGCUGCCAGGGGCCUGGGUCAAGGGGCAGUCAGCAGGAGGCUGCCGGAACAACAGCAGCUUUCCCAGCAACCCCAAAUUCUGGCUGCGGGUCUCGGAACCGAGUGAAGUGUAUGUUGCUGUCCUGCAGAGGCCUGGGAUGCACAAGGCAGACUGGGCAGGCCGGGCCCGGGCACUGGUGGGAGGCAACUGGCCCUCAUGCAGUCCAGCGAGCUUCCCAGGCAAGGACUACCAGGCCGUGGGCCUCCACAUCUGGAAGGUCGAAAAGCGGCGGAUCAGCCUGCCCAGGGUCCUGUCUGCACCCCCCGUGGCUGGCACCAUGUGCCACGCUUAUGACCGGGAGGUCCACCUGCACUGUGACCUCUCCCCAGGCUACUACCUGGCCGUCCCCAGCACCUUCCUGAAGGACGUGUCAGGGCAGUUCCUGCUCCGAGUCUUCUCUACGGGGAGAGUGUCUCUCAGUGCUGUCAGGCCAGUGGCCAGGAGCGCCGCACCCGGAGCAGCCCUGCCCGCCGGGGAGUGGGAGAUCGUGCAGCUGCGGGGCUGUUGGAGAGUCGGCCAGACGGCGGGGGGCAGCAGGAACUUUGCCUCCUACCCCACCAACCCCUGCUUCUCUUUCUCGGUCCCUGAGGGCGCCGGCACCCGCUGCGUCCGCAUAACUCUGCAUCAGCACUGCCAGCGCAGCGACGGCGAGUUCCACCCCAUCGGCUUCCACGUCUUCCAGGUUCCAGCGGGUGGUGGGAGCCAGGGUGCGCCAUCCCUGCUGCUCCAGGAUCCACUGCUGAGCUGCGUGCCGCAUCGCUACGCCCAGGAGGUGAGCCGACUCUGCCUUCUGCCAGCAGGGACCUACAGGAUCGUGGCUUCCACCUACUUGCCGGACACAGAGGGUGCCUUUACGGUGACCAUAGCAACCAGAAUAGACAGGCGGUCCCUUCACAGCCAGGAGAUGCUGGGGCAGUUCCUCCAAGAGGUCUCCAUUAUGGCGGUGAUGAAAGCCUGAGUAGCCCUGUGCGUUGUGGCAGCUGGUUCUGAGCCCUGGCCCACCUCACAGCUCUGCAGAGCAGCUGUGCCUGGGGGUCCAAGUAAAGUGCCCCGUCCCAGAGAGAUGUAGCCCUAGGGUCCAGCAGGUGCUACAGGAGGGGCAAGAAGAACUGAGUGGCAUCUUGUCACGCCGCUGAGACAACAGAUCCCACAGUUCCAGGAGCUUCCCAGAAUUCCUCCCAAGUCACCUUUCAUUGACUCCAGACAGAGGCCUUAUACCAUGUGGGAGUGUAUUUCAACAAAUCUUGUUAAAACUAUUUAUUAUUUGAAACAUUUUUCAGAUAUAACUUUAUAAACAUGAGCUUUGAGCAAUUCUGUUCCAA
This is a messenger RNA of Galeopterus variegatus (Sunda flying lemur), 3211 nucleotides long. It is a transcript of the gene CAPN10, whose product is annotated as calpain 10. The coding region runs from base 1 to 2847 and encodes 948 amino acids. The transcript has 15 exons. Gene Ontology annotation, molecular function: calcium-dependent cysteine-type endopeptidase activity. Gene Ontology annotation, biological process: proteolysis. The record is from RefSeq and is a predicted model, not a curated record. Gene Ontology annotation, cellular component: cytoplasm. NCBI's taxonomy places the organism in Eukaryota, Metazoa, Chordata, Mammalia, Dermoptera, Cynocephalidae.